Molecule: messenger RNA, 1441 nt
Organism: Episyrphus balteatus (marmalade hoverfly)
Lineage: Eukaryota; Metazoa; Arthropoda; Insecta; Diptera; Syrphidae
Exons: 4
Coding region: 95-1270 (391 amino acids)
Source: RefSeq, a predicted model, not a curated record
AUUUAUUUCUCAGUUGCAAUUUAUUCGCCGCCGAUGAAAGUAAGCGAAGCGUAACGAAAUUUUUUUUAAUAUACCAAAUAAUAAAAAGAAUACCAUGAGUGAACCAACUGCAUUUGAGGUAUUAAACACUCCAUCUUGGAUGAAUAAAGAAUUUUUUACCGAAGUCUUGAAAAAAAGUGAAAAAGACGAUGAAAUAUUGGUCAAUAAUAUUUUUGUAACACCUUCUAACAACCGUAGUAAUGACAGUCUUCAUUUCGAAUUAAUUGUGUAUUAUAGUGCAAAAAAAUUGAAAGACUUAUCAAAAUCAUUGAUAGUCAAAACAGCUCCAGAAUCGGAUGAAGAAAAACCAGAAAGUACUUCCACUUCAUUAACUUUUGUUUCGAAACCAAAUAUUUCAAUAUGUUCAAAAAUAUUACCAACACUUGAAGAAGAACUUAGAAAAAUUGAUGAAUAUAAUAUUUUUGCUUCAAGAGUACUAUUUCAGUCACUAGAACCGAAAGAAUGUAUUGUUUUUGAAAACAAUGUACCCAAAGGCUAUGAAGUAAUGCGUGCGAGACACUGCAACAUGGAAGAAGUGAAGGCGGCUUUUUUGAAAUUAGCCAAAUGGCAUGCUGUUAGCUAUAAAAUUGCUAAUGAGGACAACACUGCUAAUAUGAGUGCACAUUUUAAAAGCAUCGAAGAGAUGCCUUCGAUAAUACCAAAAAUUCAAAAAUUCAUCGAUAAACUCGAGACACUUGAUGCAUCGAAAAAAAUGAUACUCAAAAUGUGCAUAACAUCACUCAAACCAAUGCAUCGAACUGAAAAAUCACCAUCAAAAGGAAUAUUUGUGUUAUGCCAUGGAAGAUUUCAUCGAGAAAAUAUUGUUUUCAAACACAAUUCCAAUGGCCAAUUGGAAGAUGUUAAACUGAUCAAUUUGCAAGAUUGCUUUUAUGGACCAGCAAUGUUUGAUGUGAUAUAUGCAAAAUAUACAAUAAUGGAUUCAAAUAUUCGUACAAAUUAUAUCGAUGAAUUAAUUCAUUAUUAUAGUUUGAAUUUUAUUGAGACUUUGAAGAAAUUAGAUUUUCAAGGAGAAAUUCCGAAAGUAUCAGAUUUUUAUGAUGAUAUUUUGAGGAUACAAUAUCCUGAACUAUUUCAUAUGAAAGAUGUCAUUAUUCCUAUUUGGCAUGCUUUUGCAGUUGGCGAUAGUGAGAGUGGAGAUGUUGAUGCGAUCGAAGAAGCUAUUGAUAAAGAAAUGGAAACACUUGUGCCAACUUUGUAUGGAAUUCAAUGAAAAUUAAAUUUAUAAUAAUUGUAAUAAAAUUAAGUAUUAGACACUUGUUCCGGACCAAAAAAAAGAUUAUGAACAAUAAUCGAUUAGUGGACUGUAAUAUAUUUAAUAGUAAAUAAUAAAUAAAAGACAAGUGAAUAUUUUGAAUAGGACUGUACGUCCUGUUUAUUGCGA